UAGACAUUAGCUAAGCAGCACUGUGGUAGGGACUUUGGGGAAAGGCUGACGAGAGAGAAGGUAACCAGCUGACUACAGACAUACAGACGUGGCUGACUACAGACAUGCACACUCUGUACCAGCACACGAGAACAGUUGAACGGACAUCAUGGAGCAGUCCUUGGCACCUGGCUUGUUUACUGGGCAUACUCAGCUUCCUGGGGUCGGUCACACCCCUCCAUGUGGCUCCUGUGACGAUGGGCCUCCGCUCCUCCUUCUCGGCCACACGGACCAAUAGCAUCCUAGGAGGCACCCAGAAGGCUGUGACCUUCAACAGGCUCCUGGUCAACGCAGGAAGUGACUUCAACCCAGAUACCGGCCACUUCCGCUGCAGAAUCCCUGGGGCUUAUUACUUCUCUUUCACAGUGGGGAAAUAUCCCGAGAAGAUGCUAUCUGUCAUACUGGUGAAGAAUGGGCAGGAGGUGCAGGCUAUGGCCUACGAUGACUACAAAAGGAAAGGGCGGAAGGUCCAGAGUCAAAGUGUCAUGAUCAGCCUGAGGACCAUGGACACAGUGUGGCUGAUGCUGCAGGACAGUCCUCAGCAUGCUCUCUACAGUACCGCUGGGCCUUACAUUACAUUCACCGGUUACCUGGUGUACCCUGACAUCCCCGCACCUGGCUAUCUCAACAACCACCUAUCCCUGCCAGGGCAGCUUUACCCCUACCCAAACCCCAACUGCCUUCCUCCUGGAGACCACAGGCAUGGUUUGGGCGGUAGUGCUAAGGCCCCUGAAGAGCCUCGCUCUGCCUUUUCCGUGGCCAGGACAUCCCCGGUCCUGGGGGAGAAUGGUGGCGGGCACCAAGAGAAGGAGCCUCUGACCUUCGACGUGGAGUACGUCAACAUCGGAGCACACUUCAACAAGACGUCGGGCCGCUUCACCUGCCGCUACCCUGGGGCUUACUACUUUGCCUUCACGGUGGGGAAGCAUCCGCACAGGGCAGUGUCAGUCAAGCUGAUGACGGGCCAUGGCGAGGUGCAGGCCAUGGUGUUCGACGAGGACAUGUCCAGAAGGAGGGAGAUGCAGAGCCAGAGUCUGCUGCUGCCACUGCGUAGAGGGGACACUGUGUGGCUCUACAGCCAGCAGGAUGAGCGCUAUGCCGUCUACAGCAACCAGGGACGCUACACCACCUUCUCAGGCUUCCUGGUCUACCCAGACGCUGAGCCCACCACCACAGCCAGCCAGGACUAGGACUAGGACAGAACUCAAGUCUGAGGGCUCUGAGUUCUUCAAAACACACUGGACCCUCCUUCAAAUGUACAUGGUGCUAUGGUUACAAAACCAAAGUUGAGAAAGUGUGAAUGCUUUAUAGGCUUUGUGUAGAACCGCUGCAGUCACUUUCUGGGUGUGGAUUGAACAACAGCAGCAGCUAUCGCUGAAAAAUGGGUCAAAGAUGUACAUAUCUUAUACACAGAUACACAUUUGUUUGUUCUUCUAUUGAUUAAAUAGCCAUUUUCUUUGAAGUAUUAUACCAUUCCACAAGAUGGUGUUGUGAGUCAUUUUUUGUUGUUGAUACAUCGACAAGCUUAUGACAUUAUCACACAUAAUCAUGUAAUGUUUCUUAUUAUAAGGACAUUUUCUGUAAAACGAUGGAAAAUGUUAUGUUUUGUAUUUGGCUGCGUUAAACCAAAGUUAUAGGCAAUAUGUUAGUAUAUGAUGCUGGACCAUCAGGAUUCCUUGGAUACCUCAUGAAUCUCAUUGACUUGUUUUUUGUCAUUCACCAAAGGCUGCGAGUUAUAAUAAGUAGAGCUUUCCUUUGUAAUCUUUAUAUAUACAGACUUUUGUAGUGACAGAAUUAUAUAUCCUUACUGAGCAGAUGUUUAUGCAAGUCUCAGAACGACUCAUAAAACCCUUUAAUGCUUUAACUUCUGUAGUGAUUGCACUGAGUAGAGACUACUGUGUACAUAUUGUAUAGUUUGCCUGACUGACUGUAUGGAGUUAGAUAACCUGAAUGUGAUGUAGUUAUGAAUGUUUGAUGUAUUCUGGAUACAUAGUGAAAUAAUAUUGAUUAAAGGUCAAUUUACAAGAUUA
Molecule: messenger RNA, 2069 nt
Organism: Oncorhynchus gorbuscha (pink salmon)
Lineage: Eukaryota; Metazoa; Chordata; Actinopteri; Salmoniformes; Salmonidae
Product: complement C1q tumor necrosis factor-related protein 4-like
Exons: 2
Coding region: 105-1229 (374 amino acids)
Molecular function (GO): protein binding
Source: RefSeq, a predicted model, not a curated record